GACUUUCGAUCAGUGACUUCCAGUGGCAGCAACGGAUUUUCUCGGUACGCGAUCGGAUCUUUUCAAAACUGUUCCCAGCUCUAUAAGUGGAGACGUCGGGUUUAUCGAGCGUGUAAUUUGUGCUCCGUUCGCGAGAUUUAUGAUCCACGGUACCCGCCCACUGACAGCCUAAAUGUCGGAGCCCCGAACCCCUCGAUUCCGGCACCUCCGCUGGGUGGCCUGCGUGCUGGCCAGUCUCUGGAUUUCCGUUAGCCAGGCCCAGUUGCCAGGAGCUGGCUUCCAAGGACAACGGGGGCAGGUGCCUCCUCUGCAACCACUGCAACAGCCAACCAAUCCCUUCCAGCGCCGCCAGCCCAAUCCCGUUCAGGGUCAAGGACUAUUUCCGGGUCAGCGAAAUGCCUUGAAUCCGCUGGCUCCUCCGCUGACUGGAGCUGCCCUCCAGAAUCCCUACACCCGGUAUAACCAGUACCAGCAGCAGAACUACGUGCCCAUCACAGCCUACAACAACGAACUCAAUCUGGAUGGUAGCUUUUCCUACGGAUACUCAUCGGCCGAUGGAACCACUGCCCAGGCACAGGGCUAUGUUAAAAACCUGGGAUAUGGGGAAGGAGUCGAGGCACAGGUAAUCCAAGGCUCCUACUCGUACACCUCACCGGAGGGCACUCCCAUAACAGUACGUUACAUCGCCGACGAGAACGGAUUCCGGGCGGAGGGCACGGGAAUUCCAGCCUCCCCGCAAUACUUCUCGGGUGCCCAACCCUAUCAACAGGGCCUGCUCAAUCCCAAUUUGAAUCCCUACCAGACGCCCUUCCGCCAGCUGCCGCCACCACUGCCCAAUGCCCCCUUCCGACCUCAACUUCCGGGGCAACAACCUUUGACCCCGCUGCAGCAGCAACAACAGCAGCAGCAACAACAGUUGCAACAGCAACGCAACUUCCAGCAGCAACAGCAACCAAACUCCGGGCAAUAUCAGCCAGAUCAGCCGUUUAAUCAGCUGCAUUCUGGUAAUUUACCCGGCCAGUAUGCCGGACAAUUUGGCCAGCAAUCCUUUGGCAGCAAUCUCACGGCCCAACAGGCACAACAGCAACAGAAUCUCAACCAGCAACAGAAUCUCAAUCAGCAACAACAGCAGCAGCAGCAACAGCAGAAGGAGCAACAAAAUGAACAGCAGCAACAGGCCCUGAUCACCCAGCAACUGAGGGGCAGACCCAACAAUCUAGUGGAUCCCUAUGGCUAUAACCAGUAUGGCAGACGCUUCAAGAAGUCCCCAAAGAAAUAAUAUAACAUAUUAUUAUAAUUGAAACGAUUAGUUAGUCGCAACUCAAAGCAUGAAAUACAUGCAUCUGAAAAGU
This is a messenger RNA of Drosophila subpulchrella, 1352 nucleotides long. RefSeq names its product mediator of RNA polymerase II transcription subunit 15 (gene Cpr47Ee). Gene Ontology annotation, molecular function: structural constituent of chitin-based larval cuticle. The transcript has 2 exons. NCBI's taxonomy places the organism in Eukaryota, Metazoa, Arthropoda, Insecta, Diptera, Drosophilidae. The coding region runs from base 173 to 1279 and encodes 368 amino acids. Gene Ontology annotation, cellular component: chitin-based extracellular matrix. The record is from RefSeq and is a predicted model, not a curated record.